AUGGCGUCCAGUAAAGGUGAUAAAGAAAUAAUUACUACUAGCGUCCCUCCAUCCCCAACCAAUGACACCAACCACAAGGAUAUAGACAAUGGAUAUCAAGCCCAACUCGAAAAAAGGGUGAUGCGAAAAAUCGACUUCUGGCUCGUUGGGUUUUACUCGAUUGUGUACAUCUUCCGAGUCAUCGACUCAAACAACUACUCAAACGCCGCCAUCAUCAAUCUGGAAGCCGGCACCGGAAUCAAGAAAGAGUUGGGGUUUAGCGCCUCCGAGUGGGCGUGGACACAGUCCAUCUUCUCCUACAGCUAUCUCUUCUUCGAGCCCACAAAUACCAUCCUCCUCAAAUACUUCACGCCUUCCCGAUGGAUGUUCAUUCUGAUUUUGUCCUGGGGGAUUUGUGCAUGCGCUGCUGGUGCUGCCCAGGACUUCCCGGGAAUGAUGUGCGUGAGAUUCGCAAUUGGGGUGGCUGAAGCUGGAUUCUACCCGUCUGUGCUCUACCAUAUGGCAUUCUGGUACAAGCCAUCCGAGCUGCGCUGGAGAAUAGCGCUCUUUUACUCUCUUGGUCAGGUAUCCGGUGCAUUGAGUGGGCUGCUUGCCUACGCAAUCAGCUUCAUGAAUGGAGCCGCUGGACUGUCAGGUUGGCGUUGGCUGUUUAUCAUCGAAGGUCUUCCGGCGAUAUUACUCGCUUUUGUGGCCUUUUUUGGUUUGCCAGACUACCCUGAAACUGCCCGCAUGUUGACGGAGGAAGAGCGAGAUUUCCUCAAGGGUCGUCUAUCAUCUGCAGCACCCUCAGGAAAAGAUAAAAACUGGAGCUGGGCCGAUUGCAAAGCACUCUUUUCCAGCCCCACACUGUACACGUUCACUGUAUACUGGAUCGGACACGGGAUUGGCGGAUUUGGAGUGAACUACGCUUUGCCUACGGUCAUCUAUGAGCUUGGGUUCACUUCGACAGCCUUGUCACAGUUGAUGAAUAUCCCUCCAUAUGUUGCAUGCUUUUUCUUCUUGAAUACUCUAGGGUAUUUGCUACACAAAGGAUGGAUCAGGCCCUGGACUACUGCAGUCGCAAUUGAAAGCACUAUUAUCAUCUGCUAUAUCAUUUUGAUUACAGUAUCCAAUUCGAUUGUCAAAUAUGUCGCCUUAAUUGUUGCCACCGCUUGUGCCGGGUCCGCAUAUCCUGUUAUUUGGCCAGAGCGUAUUCGUGCGCUCGAAGGCACAGUAGCUGUGGGUGUCGGUAUCGGACUGACAAAUGCCAUGGCGCAGUUCAGUGGGAUUGCUGGGCCUCAUGUCUACAGUUCGGUAUUCGGACCGACGUAUCGAGUUUCAUAUAUCAUUUGCCUUUGUUUCCUGUGCGCGGCUAUCUCGGGCAUCUUGGCUUCGUGGUGGCUUGUGUGGAGGAAGGAUAGAAAGAAUGAGUUGGUCACGAGUGGGAGCGAGGAAGACGCAUGA
Molecule: messenger RNA, 1443 nt
Organism: Penicillium paradoxum
Lineage: Eukaryota; Fungi; Ascomycota; Eurotiomycetes; Eurotiales; Aspergillaceae
Exons: 3
Coding region: 1-1443 (480 amino acids)
Biological process (GO): transmembrane transport
Cellular component (GO): membrane
Molecular function (GO): transmembrane transporter activity
Source: RefSeq, a predicted model, not a curated record